This is a messenger RNA of Salvia miltiorrhiza (redroot sage), 2294 nucleotides long. Its product is annotated as putative clathrin assembly protein At5g35200. Gene Ontology annotation, cellular component: clathrin-coated pit; clathrin-coated vesicle. The coding region runs from base 201 to 2012 and encodes 603 amino acids. NCBI's taxonomy places the organism in Eukaryota, Viridiplantae, Streptophyta, Magnoliopsida, Lamiales, Lamiaceae. Gene Ontology annotation, molecular function: clathrin heavy chain binding; phosphatidylinositol-4,5-bisphosphate binding; SNARE binding. Gene Ontology annotation, biological process: vesicle budding from membrane; clathrin coat assembly; clathrin-dependent endocytosis. The transcript is spliced from 16 exons. The record is from RefSeq and is a predicted model, not a curated record.
CAAAUUCCUUCCAUCCAUGGCAGAAACGAUGAGCUUCUUCAUUCUCCCGCGGGAAUGACAUUGCGUUGCAGAUCUUUUCUUUGAUCUCAUCCAUCGUUUUCUCUCUCUACUCUUCAGGUAUGUAAUUGCUUCAUUGCCGCCAUCCACCUGCCGAUCUGUUCACGCUGUUUGGAUCUCUCUGAUUUCGGUUCUUCACAAAAAUGGCUGCCGGGACCAAUAGCCAGCAAAGUUUUAGGAACGCGAUUAAAUCUAUCAUUAAGGAAUCUACAUCAGUGAAUAGUCAAUAUAAGCACAUAAAAGUCACCAUUAUUAAAGCCACAAACCACCUCGAAUCGUUGCCCAAAGAGAAGCAUGUACGAACUCUACUUGCCGCCGUCUCUGGUUCAAGACCUCGAGCUGAUGUUGGUUAUUGUAUUCAUGCACUUAAAAUGCGUCUUGCACAGGCAGAUUCUUGGGUGGUUGCGCUGAAAAUUUUGAUUGUUGUACACCGUGCAUUGAGGGAGGUUGAUCGUUCAUUUCUCGAGGAACUAAGUUUCCAUAGCAAACACAGACGCCACAUGUUCAAUUUAUUACAUUUCAAGGAUAAAACAAGCCCCUCUACAAUGGACUAUUCCGCAUGGAUCCGUACAUAUGCUCUAUAUAUUGAGGAGUGUCUGCAAUGCUUCCGUGUCCUAAAAUACGAUUUCUAUAGUGAUCCUACGAGAACAAAGAACCUUGACAUUCCUGCCUUGCUUGAGCAGUUACCGGCUUUGCAACAGCUUCUUCUUCGCCUUCUCUGUUGCCAGCCAAUUGGAGCGGCUACAUACAAUUACAUGGUUCAGUUUACCCUUUCAAUGGUUGCAGCAGAGAGUGUGAAGCUCUAUGUGGCAAUAACAGAUGGUGUACUGAUCUUAGUUGACAAGUUUUUUGAGAUGCAACGCGGAGAUGCUGUGGCAGCGCAUGCUAUAUACCGGAGGGCAGUGGAACAAGCGCAGAGAUUGUCCGACUUCUUUGAGAUGUGCCGUAGCCUUGAAUUUGACCAAACACAGAAGUAUGUCAAAAUAGAACAGCCGCCUGCAUCGUUUCUCACGGCUAUGGAAGAGUACAUAAGGGAUGCUCCGCAAACAAUAAUCCUUCCUUGGACAUCGAAUGACGAUGGACGUGUUGCUCCAAAACUGAUUGCUAUUCCUGAUCCUAAGCAAGCCGCUUCGGAAGAAGGAUCACACUCAUCCGAUGAAUGCGAGGAGGAGGCCGCUACCAAAGCUGACAAGCGCGAUAAGGCGGCUCCACCACCCCUGAUACCUGAUCUUCUGAGCUGGGACGAGCCGAGUGAAGAAGCACCGGAAUCAAUGGCUGCGCCAGAAGGAUCGUCCAACGCCACAGGAGACUCGCACGUCUCAACUGAUGCAACUGGCUGGGAGCUUGCUUUAGCUACACCACCACCUUGUGGUUCAGCUCCAUUCACACUCUGCAAGGGCGGUGUGGUGGACAGAUCAGUGCUGGACAGUUUAUACGAAACAGCACUAACAAAGCCACCACCAAGUGCAAAUGGAGCUCCUUCUCAGACACCUAAAGCUUCUUCUUCUGCAAAUCCUUUCGAAGCCGAUGAUCACGUUCACGAUCCCAACAUUUUCUACAGUGGAUACAAUCACAACAUGUUUCUCUAUCCAAAUCCAAGCCCCGCAGCGCAGCAGAGUUUCAUGCAGCCACCACCAUUCAUGCAGCAGCACCACAUGGUGGUCCAUGAUUACAUGCAGACGGCCGGCGCCGCCGUUCCUCAACAGCUGCAAGAAUUCGCAAAGCAAAACUAUCAUCAGCAGCGAUAUCUGCAGAUCGCCGGAAUCCACCACCAGCCACCACCACUUGCGCAGCAGAACUACCUGCAAGGACAAGUCCCGGUGCCGCCGCCGCCGCAGCAACAGAAACCAAUCGUGGGGCAUUUUUCGAAUAUCAGCUUUGGGAACCCGUUUAUGGAGCAAAGCUCGUUGCCCGUCGUAGCUCAAAACCGGUCUUCCAGCUUCAAUUUACUCUGAAGUAUAUACUACAAGAAAACAUGCCAGACACAGACGAAAUUUUUUAUUUUACGAUGAUUUUUUUUUUUUACCGACGAAAUUUUCCGUCGGUAUCCAACCAGUAUAUAACGUCGAAAUGAAGGUGAAUAAGUGAGGCUGCAUUGUUGAUUUGUUUUGGUAAGCUUUGAUAUUUAGUGGCAAAGCUAAGCACAUUGUACUCAUGUGGUACGCGUAGUGUAACCGAUUUCUUUUCUGCGAUAAUAAAGAUAGUGAUGAGCAAUAAAAUAUCUUCUCAAAUUAUAA